This is a messenger RNA of Pisolithus orientalis, 1957 nucleotides long. RefSeq lists its product as uncharacterized. Lineage: Eukaryota; Fungi; Basidiomycota; Agaricomycetes; Boletales; Pisolithaceae. The transcript has 6 exons. Gene Ontology annotation, molecular function: protein binding. The record is from RefSeq and is a predicted model, not a curated record. Bases 335 to 1957 code for a protein of 540 amino acids.
ACAAUUGUUGACGUAUUCCAUACUAUACUCGCUUCUAAAGGGAUAGUUUCCCUACUUAGUUCUCCUUGCCAGCAUUAUAGAUCAUGACGGUCCUCAGGCGGGUCGCUUGGUGAGACGUCGGACCCACACCAGCUUGUAGUGAGGUUAUGCUGCAUUUGUAACAGGCUAUUUCCUGGUAGGUCUAGGUUGCAAUCCAGUGAUAGGACUUGCUUUCUGCAGUCCGCGACCAUAUCUUGCAACAGUAGGACGCGUGGUCUGCCAGCAUUGCCAGGUCUCACCAAUUCCCUCUGGCCGCGUGUUUCAGGCAGAACUCACACAGACAGCGAGACCAGGAAUGUUACAAGGGACGACUUCGUAUCUAACCCAGUUACCGGUAGAGCUGAUUUGCGAGGUAUUGAGUUACCUCACCGCCAAUGAGCUCGCCCGAGUGCGACAAAUAUGUAAAGUGAUCAGGGCUGUGGUAGACCACUCUGAACAGCUGCAGUACAUCAUCGACCUAGGAUUCCUUCGCAUGUUAGAGAUCCCUUCAGAUCGGUGCCGUGGUCCCGUCGCCACCCGCCGCAAGGAGCUCCGCGAGUUUGAAACGUCGUGGCGGAAUGUAAGGUACAGGCGCAAAUGCGACUUCCAGCUUCUGACGUCUGGUCUCGUGUACGAUUUUGUGGGAGGUAUCUAUGCCUUGGCCGGCGAAGGCUAUUUGCACUUCUCCAUCUUACCUCACAAUCCCCGUGAGGACUCGCAGCCCAUACGUACUUGGUCCCACCCCGUAGACAUGGCAAUUCUAAUUGACUUCACGUUCUGCCCUGCUCAGGACCUUUUGGUCAUCGUGAGCCUGGCCGCCAAUGAUCACCACCACUGUUACGAUCUACAUCUGCGCUCUCUAUCCACGAAUAAAUCUCAUCCAGGAGCUGUGUCGUCAGUACUCAAGGCAGUCAACGAUCGGCAGUACCCAUUUUACCAUGCCAACGGGCCUGUCAAGGUCCAGGUUCUCGAUAAAUAUCUGGCUAUAUUGUGCCGUGAGGUGGUUGUUGAGGGCGAUGAAAUAACAGAUUACUUCCAGCUCUGGGAGUGGAGAACGGACAAAGAUGCUAAAUUCACUAUGCAAUUUACCGAAAGUAUGACCGAUUUCAUAUUCCUGGCAGAAGACAGGUUCCUCCUCCUUGCCGACGAUGGGACCAUUUCUAUCUUCUCUUUUGUUGGUGAUCAAAACCUAAUUGCUCCACAAUGUACUGCGAAGUUGGCCAUGCCUGCUUUGAUGCGGGACUGGCAUUUCGCAGAUGCUUUCCUUGGCGGAAAUCCCGCACCGGCGAUAGGCGCUAUGACGAACUUCUCUCGCCCUUGGGUUGAGAAUGGGGAAUCGCCAAUGUUCCACCCCACUGCCGAUGACCAGCUUCUGGCCUUCCACGUAACGGUCUAUCGUAUGACUAACGAGGAUGACAUGCACUCCUAUGUCUUCUUUGUAUUCCGCAGUGAGCUUCUCGGCCUCCAGUCACUUUACGAGAAGGAAUUUAGGAAGCAAGAAGGUUCCCAGAGAUCGUGUCUACCGUACUCCAUAUGGGGGAGAUCUCGGGCGCAUUGGUCCCCUGGCAAUUACGUGGAUUGGCAGAACUCAGUGUACGGGUAUCGCACGGUAGAACUGCUCAACGACAGUCAAAUACUGUUCUCGACGGAACCACGCAGGUUACGUGUGAGGGACUUUAAUCCGAACCUGCUUUAUUCCUUUCCUCGGCGUGGAAAUGGAUACUCAGUGUAUCGCAUUGGGAUUUCGGCUGAAGCCAUAGGAUCACCCGCCUGUAUCAAGCCAUUCGCGGAGCCUUGGGGAAAUGGCCUGCCGCACAGUGAAGUUGUCACUGAAGAGACCUUCAAUGCGACAGAGGUGAUGAUGGACGAGGGCCGUAUUCUAUUGUUCAGUCGCGAUACCAGUAAAGAUCUGUUAAAUCUCGAUGUUCUUGUCAUGUAG